GGUGGUCGUUUAGUAUUAUAUGGGUUCUCGACUUUUAAAAGGUCCAGAAAGUUCUCCUUUCUCUGUUCAAUCAUUUUCGUUUUCGUGUUGCUUUGUAUGUAUCUGAAUUGCUUAAUUUUGGCCAAUCCACAUCUCUUGUAUUAAGUGUUAUACUUGCUUGUUACUUGCUCACUUGCCAACGUUUGAUUUGACUUGCAUAUUUCCUAUCUCUUUCAUUCAAUUUUCACUGCGCCGCCACUUCAUCAUACAUUUUUUAUUCAAUCACAUCUUUUGUUAAAGACCAAUCCACACCGCAACAACGAUCUUCCUUACAUACAGCCAUCACCUUUACAAGACAAUCCAUUCGAUACCUCAGACAUCCAGGCUUAAGCCAAUCGCCAAUGUCACCGCCACCAUCACUUUAUGUCUACCCAGAAGGUAAACGCGAACGUAGACGCACACGUACACAGACCCAUCAUGAUUCUUCUACCCGCAGCCCGUCAACGGCAUCCACCCUCCACUCUCCAAUCUCCAAUGAUAGUGUCGAUUCCUUAGCCAAACCUCGACUCGCUGAUCAAUCUCACCAUCGAUCACAUCGAUCCCGCCAUGCCCGUCCUCCUUCCCACACCACAAACAAUACAUCCAAUGAACGUGUAUCGCGUUCCCGCUCCCCCGCCGCUUUCCCCUCGACCAUAAACCUUCCCACCCCUCAAGCUUCAGCUCCUACCCGUCUCCCUCCUUCUCCUCCAUAUGCCAUUUCAUCCCCAGCAACUUUCUCAAGCGCUUCCACACUCCUUUCCACCCAAGCACCUCCUAUUGCACUCGAAUUCCUUAAUUUUUUAGAUGACCUAGGAAUCUUGAUGCUAUGCAAACCGCUUCUAGAAUUAUGUAAUGUGGAAUGGAUUUCAUUGUUUGAUGAUAUGGGAAUUUUUUACUUGUGUGAGCCUAUUGGGGCAAUUAGGAGGGUGUUGCGUAAAUUGAGAAUUGGGAGGGUGGAUAGGGAACGAGGGGGUGGAAGUUGUUUGGGGAGUAAGGAGAGGGAUACAGCGUCGUGGAUUUCGAGUUUAAGCAGUAUCGCGAGUGAGGUGAGGAGUGUUAGUGAGAGGAGUAGAGAGAAAAGACAUUCUGCUAGUAGCGGAAGAAGUAAAGGGAGUGAGGGGUUGAAGACAAGGAGUAAGAAGGAGAGUCCGAGGGGUAUGAGAGAAACUGGGAAGCAAGCUGAGAGUAUAAACGGGAUUGGAAGUGGGAGUGAAAGGAUUAGUGGUGCAAACCGAAGAAGAAGUGAGAGGGCGGCGAGUAGUAUUGCCGCAAGCCAUUUGGGACAGAGCUUGAGAGGGGCAGUGCCUAGAUAGAAGGUCGUUGGUUGGAGAGAAAGACGAUGGAAACGUAUUAUUUGCCAUUCUGGAGAACUUGGAAACAGGAUCUUUUCGCAAGACGAAAGUUUCGGAGAAAUCUGAAAAUCGAGUAGGAAUUGAUGGAAACGUCAUUCUUCCUCUUUUUCAUCGUCAUCUCGAGAGAUUCAAUCGACGGGUUCUUUUCAUUCGACGAUUUCGAUGUCGUUUUUCAUUCAUGCUCGUUUAAUAGCGAUAUAUAUCGCGGUUAUGAAAUGGUUCAACUCGCAAGCUGAGAGAGAGAAAGAGAGAGUGUGUGUGCAGCGAAACCAUCUCCAGGAACCUUUUUCCAUUUUUCGACUCGGCUCAGACAGAUAUAUAUCACAGCUUCCUCUAUACGAUUCAAUCAAUGAAUCCUGAUUUUUUUUUUUUGAUUUUUUUUA
Molecule: messenger RNA, 1753 nt
Organism: Botrytis cinerea B05.10
Lineage: Eukaryota; Fungi; Ascomycota; Leotiomycetes; Helotiales; Sclerotiniaceae
Exons: 1
Coding region: 381-1331 (316 amino acids)
Source: RefSeq, a predicted model, not a curated record